Messenger RNA from Chilo suppressalis (striped riceborer), 1491 nucleotides. The record is from the annotation of a GenBank genome assembly. NCBI's taxonomy places the organism in Eukaryota, Metazoa, Arthropoda, Insecta, Lepidoptera, Crambidae.
AUAUUAAUCUAUAGAUGUCUUUAGUCUUACAAUGGCAGUCGACAGUGCUAGACGUGUAACGGGUUACACCGUACUAAUAUUAUUAGUUAUAUUCGCAUCAGUAAGUGCGCAGAGUGAAUACAACCUUCCUGCCUUGAAAAUAGAGGUGUUUAAACCAAAAGGAUACAAACUGUCUUUACCUUAUAUACCAAACUUGCUGCUUUAUAUAUUCCGGGGGAAUAUAAAUAAACCAAUAGACACCGACAGCACUGCAUUCGGAACCAUAUCAGGGCAGCUCGCCCAAGUUCCCAACGGACGUUUCGAAUACGAGGACCGUGAAACCCAGCUCAAGCUCGGUGACGUCAUCAACUAUUAUUUAAUGGUGUCAGUGGCAGGCUUCGAUACUUUCGUGGAGAAUAAUUUGAGUUACACCGUCACUGAACUCAAGGAUCGAAAUGCUGGAAAACCAAUGAAAUGCCUUCCCACGAUCACCAGGGUACGUGAAGGCAAGGCAUGCGGCGGUCAGGUCAUAUUCGAGGACGACUUUUCCACCUUCAAGGAGGAUAUGUGGCAGAUUGAGAAUUAUAUACCGAUUUCAUCACAUCCAGAACACCCAUUUGUAUCAUAUCAGGAUCUGAUAUAUCACCCAGUGGUUACGAUAUACAACGGCUCCCUGAAAAUCACACCGAUUCUUCAGGAGCGAAUAAAUAACUUUGACAAUGACACUAUCGCUCACGGGGAAUUAGAUUUCGACAGAGUGGGUGUACAUCGCGUGGUGAGGAAUGCUACAGGAAGGCUUCUGGGGCAGACAUCUUACCGCCCAUAGUGUCGGGCCGUAUCACAAGCUCGAAGUUUGCAUUCACCUACGGAAAAGUCCACAUUAGGGCGAAGCUGCCUCAAGGAGAUUGGCUGUACCCAGAAUUACUCUUGGAACCUUUCCUGAAAAAGUAUGGUAGCUUUGACUACGCUUCAGGAGUUUUGAAGAUCGCAUCAGCACUGGGCAAUAAGGAGUUGAAGUCAGGAUCCAAUGUAUACGGCAAUGAGGUUCUGUAUGGUGGACCGAUCAUGGAUGCACAGUGUCGCCAGCAACUGCUGGGCAAACGAGUGUUGGAAUAUGGUCAAUGGAGUGAUGACUUUCUGGAUUACUCCCUUACCUGGACUCCUCAACACAUAUCAUUGUCUGUGAACGGCGAAGAGUGGGCGCACAUAACAGCCGGGAAGGGACUGCACGCGCGCCUCCCUCGCACCUGCAAGAACCUGCCUCGUUCGAAACUCGAGCAGGGUGAAGCAAUCGCACCGUUUGACGACCACUUCUACAUAACAUUGGGCGUGGCAGCGGGGGGAAUAACGGAAUUCCCUGACAACUCAUUUUCAACAGGAGGAAGGUCGAAACCUUGGCGAAACUCUGGACGCAGGGGCAUGCACAGCUUCUGGGAAGACUUGCCCACCUGGCACGCCACCUGGACACGACCCGAACUGCUGGUAGACCACAUCAAGGUCAUUGCGUUGUGA